Messenger RNA from Aaosphaeria arxii CBS 175.79, 1659 nucleotides. RefSeq lists its product as uncharacterized. NCBI's taxonomy places the organism in Eukaryota, Fungi, Ascomycota, Dothideomycetes, Pleosporales. The transcript is spliced from 2 exons. Gene Ontology annotation, molecular function: protein binding. Bases 1 to 1659 code for a protein of 552 amino acids. The record is from RefSeq and is a predicted model, not a curated record.
AUGAAAAGGAAUCGUGAUGAAGACGAAGUAGAUGAGCCCCCAUUGAAGCUGCGCCGGGCUCCCGCAGACGACAGACUUUCGAGACUGAGUGACGAGCUUCUCGUGCGCAUACUUUCCUUCGUCUCUGUUCCGACGUUGUUGGUUUGCCAAAGAGUAUCUCGAAAAUUUGGACGACUGUCCAUCGAUGCGGAAAUAUGGAAGGCUGCGUACUACAAACAAUUUGUGCUUCCUAAAGCUUCACGUAUACCCGGGAUCAAGGAGAGCGCAUACUCGAGUCACCUCCACUACUCCUCGAAAUUGUCCAAAUGGCUAGAUGAUUCUGACCUCGUGAAGAGGGGGCCACACACAGAUUGGAAGCAGCAGUAUCGGUUGAGACAUAACUGGUCGCGAGGAAAAUGCGCUGUCAGCGAAAUUGUAAUCGCAGAACGACCUGCGGACCCUCCACUGCUAGUCAUGAUGCAUAAUGGCAUCGUGUACACGGCGGAUUCUGUGCAUGGGCUACGAGCCUGGGACUCAAAGAAUGAGAGGGGCCUGAUUGCCUCAACUCUAUUGACAGUCGAUGGGACCGAAAUUCCACAGCUGCCUACAUCGAUGGCAGUUGAUCUCCAAGAAGAUGACUCGGGCUCUCAGCAACGGGUAGUAGUAGGCUUUGAGGAUGGCUCUUUCACGGUUUUCCUUCUGAACUCGGAAGAUCAAUCAUGGUCGACGCUAUUCUCUCAUCCCCCCUCAUCGAACGGCAUGCUCUCUGCACUUGCUUCCUCAUUUCCUUAUCUGCUGACCAUGACCGAGGAUCAUCUCUUGUCUCUCUAUGCCUUCCCCAAGAGCGAUUCGGGUAGAGGUUUAGAAUCGCCAGAGCUUCUCUAUUCAUUGAGAUCUCAUACGGCGUGGCCGCCCGUGUCGUUAUCACUCCGAGCAAGUGGCAAUGGAAUCACAGCAGCAGUUGCAUUUUCGCUUCCGACAUAUCUCUCUGGCUGGACUGUUGGAAUCCAGGAAAUGCGGCUUUCUCACGAGGGACAGCUUUUAGAAUCUCGUUUAAGCACUGCGACGGAUGGACUCUCUCGCACACUUACAGGGCAACGAUCGGCAUCAAAUCCAUCUACACGCUCAUCAUCGCCUUUCUCAGGACGUUUACGGGAGCCGUCGGUAUCACACAUUCCCAGCAGUUCCAAACCAACUUCAAUGUCUUAUUCACACCCAUAUCUCCUCGCUUCGCAUCCAGACAAUACCCUUACAUUGUAUCUGGUUCGAUCAACCGACACAUCACUUAACAUCAGCUCUGGGAACCGACUGUGGGGCCAUACUUCCUCGGUGUCUGGCGCGCACGUCGGUAUGCGCGGGAAAGCCGUAUCCGUCAGCCGCUUGGGGAAUGAACUCCGUGUAUGGGAUUUAGAGGGAGGCAUGCCGUCUUCAGCGACUAGGAGACGGGCCAUGAUCGGCGAUUUGAGCGUCAGAGUUCAGCCAGCGAAAUCACCUGAAGGUUGUCACGAUGUUACAGUAGUUGAUACUGAACAGCGUUCCGGCCUGCGUUCUGCUUUGGAUCAAGGGUUCGAUGAUUCCACUGUUAGCCGAGGCUGGGUGGGAUUCGAUGAGCAAAAUGUCAUCGUUCUUAGGGAGAAAAGUGAGGGCAGCCAAGCCCUAGCAGUGUAUGAUUUUACUUGA